UUUUAUUAAAUGUUAGUUAAGUAUUUCCUGCCCCUGCUCACGAGCCCCGUUCAUAUGCGCCAUGUAUUUCCGCUAGCCCCCCCUUUUCGGCUGCUGCUCCACUGUCGCCAACAUGCCUCUCGCGAAGGACUUGUUGCACCCAACGCCAGAGGAGGAGAAGAGAAGACACAAGAAGAAGCGUCUCGUACAGAGUCCCAACUCUUACUUUAUGGAUGUCAAAUGCCCAGGCUGUUAUAAGAUCACUACGGUGUUCAGUCACGCACAGACGGUCGUCUUAUGUGUAGGAUGCUCUACAGUGCUGUGCCAGCCUACCGGAGGAAAGGCACGCCUCACAGAAGGAUGCUCGUUCAGGAGAAAGCAGCACUAGUCUCUCAUUAACCAGUAUGCAAGGAUGAGGGAGACCACGGGAGGAGAGACAGGAUUGGCCACUCCACAGGGAUUUCAGUGACUCCGCCCAUAACGAAGCCGUGUUUCUGAUCUAUAAUGGGGCAAUGGAGAUGAAAGCUAAACCGAGAAGAGUGCUACAAAACUGUCAAAGUGCUGUCUGAACACAGAGCGUGUGAGGUGUAUAACCACCAAACCUGUCUCUCUCUCCCUCUCUUACUUUAAAUAAAGGUUCAUUUUUCAUUUA
This is a messenger RNA of Ctenopharyngodon idella (grass carp), 631 nucleotides long. It is a transcript of the gene rps27.2, whose product is annotated as ribosomal protein S27, isoform 2. Gene Ontology annotation, cellular component: cytosolic small ribosomal subunit; ribosome. Gene Ontology annotation, molecular function: RNA binding; structural constituent of ribosome. Gene Ontology annotation, biological process: translation; ribosomal small subunit assembly. The coding region runs from base 113 to 367 and encodes 84 amino acids. The transcript is spliced from 4 exons. The record is from RefSeq and is a predicted model, not a curated record. NCBI's taxonomy places the organism in Eukaryota, Metazoa, Chordata, Actinopteri, Cypriniformes, Xenocyprididae.